GCCCGUCGUGCCCCCGCCCCGCUACCGGCCCCGCCGGCCGCUGCCCCCGCCCGCCCGGGCCGCUGGGACCUCCGGCCAGGCCUCCGUGCCCCGGCCGCUCCGGGAGGGGAACGUACCCAUGCUCUGGAAACUUUGAUAGCGGCUGUCACUCGCUGCCAGGCUUUAAGCUGACAAGUGAGUGACACUUGUAGUUUUCUCCAAGGGACUUUAGAUCAGUUACUUGUUGGACAAGUUACGCUUUUGAGCUUUUCCCAAUUUGAGUCAAUAGCAAGUUUAAUCCUGACUGGAGGAAACUUUUUGAGUUUGACAGAAAACAAGGAUCUGAGUUUCUUCUUUCCUUACAUUACUCAUAAAGACUUUAAAACGCUUCUGAGUUUAUAAACUUACAGCAAACUGUGAGUCCGGAUGGAUGCGUACGAUACCAUCAGAGCUGAGUGUACAACUUCAUGCAAGUCAGUGCCUUUAACUUUCUCUCCUUAACAGCAAGUGAGCUUUUGUGACUCUAGUUUUAAUCAGAGGAACGGUAAUAAAACCCCAAACGAACAACACUGAGAGGGCAUAGUGUUUCGGUAGGGAGAUGAGGCAGGUGAGGACGUUGUUUUAGAGAAUAUCUGAAGUGCUGGGGAGGAGAUGGGACACAUACACCACACAGAGUGUAUUUGUGCGUUUCAUCACACGUGGCUUCCUUGGGUAGCAUUUUUUCUACAUUUAAUUAAUUCUUGAUACUUUUGCGAUAGGCUGGGAUUCUGCUUUCUCCUUGAAAGACAGAGAUAAAACCCCCAAACAAAUGAGAGAAGUCUGGUGACAAAAAGGGCAGAUGUGCGUACAGUUUGAAGUCAUCUGAGCAUUUUUCUAGCAUUAGUUUUUCUUGGCAGAGUGAAGCUGGGUAUUGUGCCUAGGGUGUGUAACACUUUCCAAAUCUUUUUUCGAACCAGAGAGAAACAGCAUGACGAAAAUGUGACCCAAGUGUUUUGUUGCAGUCUGAUCUUAGCUGCUAUUUAAAAAAAAAAAAAAAAAAGUAUUGAAUUUGGAGAUGCCGGAGGAAGGCAGUGAAGAUCCAACCUGUGAAAUGUCAGCUGCCUGAGUAGGACCAGGGCAGAUUUGACAGAUGUGGAAAGUUUUCUUUCAGCCCUAACUUGGGGUGGUUUCUUCCAAGGACGAGAAGUUUCCUCUUCAGAUAGUUGUUUGUGCGCAGUUCCUUCUUGGCAGUUACCUGCUGCCUUGCUUCCACUCACUGUGUCCAGACACUGCUUAAAAAAGUGAAUCAGCUUGUCAACGGGACCUUUUUUACUCAGAUUAACCUCGUUUCCAUAAUAAUUUCAAAAUAGCGACUGCGGUGAAACAAAAAGCGAAAGUGUUGGUUAGAACAUUCAGAAUUAAAGCUUGGAUCAGUAAACUACAGUUGCUGUAAGAAAACGCCAAGUAACUUUUCCAGGCAGUAACCUAGAAAGGUACUCAUUAAUGAGUGAAGGAUCAAGAGGUGGGACGGUGGCCAAGAAGCGAUGGAGAAUAAAAGUUUAGAAGGUUCCCCAUCAGACCUAAAGUUAGUGGCUCACCCGAGAGCAAAGAGUAAAGUGUGGAAGUACUUUGGGUUUGAUACCAAUGCAGAAGGAUGCAUUUUACAGUGGAAGAAGAUCUACUGCCGUAUUUGCAUGGCACAGAUUGCCUAUUCAGGAAACACGUCCAACCUUUCCUACCACCUUGAGAAAAACCACCCUGACGAAUUCUGCGAAUUUGUGAAAAGCAACACUGAGCAAAUGAGGGAAGCCUUUGCCACCGCAUUUUCAAAAAUCAAGCCGGAGUCGUCGCAGCAGGUCGUUCAGGAUAGCCUCAUCAUGAAGACCUACCAGAACUAUGAAAACAAAAAGCAUCAGGAGCUGACAUCUGCUGUCAUCAGCUUAAUUUGCGAGGGCAUGUAUCCGGCCUCUAUUGUUGAUGAACCCACCUUCAAGGCCCUCUUGAGAACAGCGGACCCCAGGUAUGAACUUCCGAGCCGGAAAUACUUUUGUACAAAAGCUAUUCCUGAAAAGUACAAUGCCAUUAGAGAAAUUGUGCUGAAAGAGCUCACCGAGGUUCUGUGGUGUGGCAUAUCCACAGACAUGUGGAGGAGCGAAAACCAGAACAGGUCAUACGUCACCGUGGCGGUUCACUUUCUCAGCAGCAGCCCUGCCAACUGUCUGGCGGUGAACUCGCGGUGCUUAAAAACAUUUGAAGUACCGGAGGAUAAUACGGCAGAGACCAUUACGCGAGUCCUUUAUGAGACGUUCAUUGAGUGGGGGAUCAAUACAAAAGUCUUUGGUGCUACGACAGAUUACAGUAAAGACAUUGUUAAAGCUUGCUCGCUCUUAGAUAUUCCCGUGCAGAUGCCUUGUUUGGGGCACACUUUUAAUGCAGGAAUACAACAAGCUUUUCAGCUCCCCAAACUCUGCAGCCUUCUUGCCAGGUGCCGUAAACUAGUGGAGUAUUUUCAGCAGUCUACGGUUGCGAUGUACAUGCUGAGCGAGAAGCAGAAGCAGCAGAACAUUCUCCACUGCAUGCUGGUAAGUGACCGCGUGUCCUGGUGGGGCAGCACGCUCGCCAUGCUGCAGCGCCUCAAGGAGCAGCAGUUCGUCAUCGCGGCUGUUCUCGUGGAGGACAGCAACAACCACCACCUCAUGCUGGAAGCCAGUGAGUGGAAUACAAUCGAAGGGCUGGUGGAGCUGCUGCAGCCUUUCAAGCAGGUUGCGGAGAUGAUGUCUGCUUCAAAGUACCCGACAAUAAGUAUGGUGAAGCCGCUUCUCCACAUGCUUCUGAAUACUACCCUGAACAUCAAAGAGAACGAUUUGAAAGAAAUCAGCAUGGCAAAGGAGGUGAUUGCUAAAGAGUUGUCAACCACCUACCAGCACACGCCUGAGAUAGACAUGUUUCUCAACGUUGCUACUUUCUUGGAUCCCCGCUACAAAAAACUGCCUUUUCUUUCAGCCUUUGAGCGGCAGCAGGUUGAAAACAGAGUGGUGGAAGAAGCAAAAAGCCUGCUGGAAAAAGUGAAAGAAAAUACCUUUAGGACUGAAGAGAAAUUCUUUGCUGUUUCAGAAGAGCCCCCUGUGAAAAAAAUCAUCAUCUCCUCUACUCCUCCCCCUACCAGUGUCAUCAACAACAUGCUUGCAGAGAUCUUUUGCCAGACGGGAGGCGUGGAAGACCAGGAGGAAUGGCAUGCUCAGAUUGUUGAGGAGUUGAGCAAUUUCAAAUCACAAAAGGUCCUCGGUUUGAACGAAGACCCGCUGAAGUGGUGGUCGGACAGACUAGCGCUGUUUCCAGUUUUACCAAAGGUUCUUCAAAAAUACUGGUGUAUUUUGGCCACAAGGGUCUUUCCUGAACGCCUUUUCGGUUCUUCUGCUAAUGUUGUAAGUGCAAAGAGAAACCGGUUAGCCCCGGCUCAUGUGGACGAGCAGAUCUUUUUGUACGAAAACAGUCGGAAUGGGUCCGAGGCAGAACCGGAGGAUGAGGACGAAGGGGAGUGGGGUUUGGAACAGGAACAGAUUUUUAAUUUAAAUGACUCAGUAAAUGUAAACAACAAUUUCUUUAAUAUCCGAGACAGUGGGUUUGUUUAACAGGACUACUGCGGUACAUUUAAUAACAAACAAACGAAAAAAAGUGUUUGUCUUAAGUUACCAAAAAUACUUCUGGUUUAUGCUAUGAAUGCUGUAAAUAUUGAACAGUUGUAACAAACUUGAUUUAGCUUCCAUUGUCUAUGUUUUUCCCACUGUCUUAAAUCAUGAAUGACUUGUGAUUAAACAGCACUGAAAUGAAUGAGGAAAUAAAUUCUACAAAGACCGUCAUUUCUGACUGUGGCCCAGACUUCAGAAAGCACUUAUCCAUGAGUUUCCUUUCCACUUGCUUCACUGGGAAGCAAACACAUGCUUAUGUGCUUUCUAUCAUAAAAUUUUUUUCCUAAUUUAGGACCCUGAGCAAGGAUGUUUUUAAGAUUUAUGCCUCCAUUUGUAAAUCAUCUGUGACUCAGGAUGUUAGCUUUAAAUUUUGGAUUUUAAAGCAUUAUUUUUAAAAUCCAUAAAUCUGAGCAGUGAAUAUUUCUAGAGUAUAUUGAUACUAUGGAAUGCAAAAAGAUCUUGAGCCUGAUUUUUCUUUUUCACUACCUCAUGUCUUAGCCCUGGUCUAUGGUAGAAAAGCUCAGCUGGUAUAAAUCUGUCAAUUAGGGGACUGAUCUAUUGUUAUUUUAACUGAUACUGUGCUGGCAUAGGCUGUAGUAUGGAUGCACUUAUACUGGGAUAAGUUAUUUUUUCUUUCUAGUGUGGUAUAAAUGGUAUAAACACUUCUAAACUGGUAUUGCUGUGUCCACGUUAGUCCGGUUUUACCAUUUAACUGCAGCAGCUAAAUGGCAAAACCUUUUCUUUUUUUUUUUUCAUUUUUAUUUUAUGUGUGUGUCUAGGCAAGCCCUGAUUGUGGUCUCUUGUGCUUUUACAAGGUGCUGAGGAAGCGCUUGGGGUCAGGGCGGCAUUGGGUCUCCUUGACUUUGUGCCGAUGUCGGAGCCGAUGCUGCGCGGUGUGAAGCUGGCGAAGCAUUGGGCCCCUCGGCGGCAGAGGGAGGGAGGGAAAGAGAGGGUGGGGAGAUGUGUACGGUCUAACAGUCUGUCUGUGUUAUAAAAUCCUUAACCUCUUAAUUUAAAUGGGGACUUUGCCCAGGGGUAGCUAGAAAAUUUUGUUGGCACGAAAAGCAAAAUAAAAAGCUUUAGUAUUAUGUAAAUAUAUUUAAAAGAAGGGGACCCCUUCAUUUCCCCACAUGUAUUUAGUGAGUCUUUAAGAUUGUUUCUUAUUACGUUAGCACUUAAAAUAUCUUUUUUUUUUUUUUUUUUUUUUCUCCUGUCUCUUUCUGAUUGAGUUUGUAGCGUGGACUUUAGUCUGGUCCGGUCUGAUGUUUGAGUACUGUUUCUGAUUAGUUGUUGUGUAUCGUAAUUGCUCCCUUUGUGUAUCUACGCCUCAGUGUUGUAAGCCCUUUUGAGAACUUGGAAAACAAGAAACAAAGAAAGAAAACCAACCCAAAUCCCCCCAUCUCUUAGGAAAUACUGCAGGUCAUAAACAAGAUUAGAGUUCACGCUUGGCACAGAGUGGGAUGGCAGCCAGGAUUUUUCCCUGAGGUGCGGAGAAGGACUCUUGGCAAUGUCCAGUUAUAGUCAAGGUUUGCUUGGGGUUUUAUUUUUGUUACUGGUGUCUUGCCCUCUACCCCGGCUUUAGUCCGUGACUGUAUCUAGCACAACCUUUCUGGAGAGAGGUCUGUUGGAAACUGGCUGUUACUGUUCUGGAGGAAGAAAGUUGUGUCUUUUUAUCAUGGUGGUACCCUCGGUUGUAGAAAGGGCCCAGAGCCAGGAGUAAUAUACAAAAAUACAAAUUGUGAUGGAAUUUAUUGGAUUGAAUUUAUUGGCAGAUGACUGCUUGUUUAUAUUUUGGUUUAAUAGUUUUUGCAAGUUUGAGUCCUCUCUGUUCUUUGUAGGUGGCGGGAUAGGGAGGGUGGAUGGGGAGGAAGGACAGAGGUUAAAGGAGCAGUGGAGUAAUUAGUAGUGAACUACCUGGCACAUUUAAGGUUGGGAAAAAUGCACUUAACAGGUGGCGUGGCUAAUGUUUGGUUGUCAGCAAGCCUGGGUUUUCACCCUCCAGUCCCCUGAAAAUUAAUUUGCACUUUUACAAAGUACACACACAGUGCAUCCCAUUGAAUGUUGCUUCUCUCCGUGUCCACUUUAGAGGUGUGUGUGAUUGCUUGAGGUGCAAAACACAGGCUUGGGCUAAACUUCCACAGGUGUGUAGGCUGUGAGGGCAGCAAAGGAAAAUUAAGGAAGGGAGUGAGAUACAGCAGGUCCCUUUUUGAUGUUACCUGAGCUCCUGUGACACCCCAUCAGGAAGAUCUCUUCCUUUUUAAGUCCAUCAAGUGCCAGUUUGCACCACCUUGGCCUGCUCCCACCAGCGCCAGCCCUCAAGGAGCUGCACACAUGCUGGCGUAAGGCACGUGGAUCCUCUCCUACAGGAGUCUGAUUCAAAGCCGUGCCCUCUCAGCCAAGACAGAGCCCAGAGCCCUGCUCCUUGUUCAGCCCACCCCUCCUGGCAGCGUCCACCUCCUGUUUCCAUCUCCAUCUCCAUCCUUCUAGGGCGAAACAUUCACAGCGACGCUUACAAGCAGUUUUACUGAAAUCAGUGCAAUGCACUACUCUCUUCCUUCCAGCUUCUUUUUAUUUUUUUGGUAUCCAAAAUAAAACUGUAGUCGGUUCAAUUGAUGUGUCUCAGCGUUCUUUUAAAAAAAGGAGAAGAAAAACAAAAAAACAACACAAAGCCAUUGUUAGUCCUACCCAUUGUGUGUGAGAUUUUUAUUUAAUGUUCUAAGCCUGGAAUAUUGUUAAAUAAACCAGAAAAAUAAGUUAGUUACUAGAUUAUUUGUCUGAUGUCUGUUCGUAUCUGCAGCACUUUAUGACUUGGAACUCUUCUACAACUGUGGGAGGUUAUAUUCUAAGGUUUCGAAGCUAUGCAUUUAUUUUCCUUUUGAUCCUGUAAGUUAUUUUUAAAAAAAAAUGCUGUACAAAUCUUUUGGAUUAAAAAAAAUUAUGAAGAUGAAAAAUGUCAGAAGUUUAUAGACAGUUUCUCUCACUUAAAUACGUGUGGUGUUUUUCAUUUGACGACAUAAUUUACUGUUUAGUUGGGUGGAGAACCAAAGUUGCAGAGCUGUUUUAAAUAUUGCUACAACGUGAGGUAAACCGUGGUGUUACUGCCAAGGGUGGGCCCAGAACACAAUUCCAAAUUACACUCUGAAGUCAGAUUUAUGUUCAUGUUUCUUGACAGCUGAUUUGAGUCCACAGCCUAAUGUUUUCUUCCUCGUACAGCUGAGACAUCUUUUUGGAGGGGCGGCACAGGAACUCCAGCUUUUGAACAUUUUUGAGUUUUUAAACAUGCUUUCAAAGUGCAUACUUGAUGUCAGAAGAAGAAGAAUUGCCCUUUGCCACCAGCUAAGUAUUUCCAAACCAGGAUUAACAUUCAGCGGGCUAGACAAGGUUUCUUAGAGUUAACAACAUAACGAAAGGGAGUUUUAAAUGACUGACCAACCUUUGCACAUAUUUCGCCUCCCUUUGCCGUCAGGGAUUGCUGUGAAGACAAAAGGAAAAUCCCAAACCAAGCUGAAGUUGAAAAGGUGAAUUUUUCCAGCAAACCAUGUCCGAGGUGCUUUGGUUUAAAUGAAGAGAAUAAAGUUCUGGAUUAUUUGCGGAAAAGGCAUUUAGAGUUUCUGUCGCGGCAGUGUAUUAGAUUAAUUUGUAGGGUUUCCCUUAAUGUCAUUGUGGUCCAAUUAGCCUUACAGGAGCGUUUCUAUGCAGUCAAGAGUAUUAAAAGCAGAAGAAACACUAUUUGGUUAUCUGUAAUAUUUUACAGAACUUCUUAAAACUUAAAAAGUCAUAUGUAGUUUACAGUUUUGUCCUUUCCAUGUGAUAGCUUAAAAAGAAGGGGCUGCCUGCAGACAUAAUUUCUGAAGGAGGGUAAAGGAAAUUUUAUGCAUGAAAUAUUGCAUUUUAGUCUCUGCACACCAUGCUCUUUUGGGUGGUCUCCAUUUCUGAGUGUCCUGUUCUGAGGAUGAUGUCCUUCUGAAGGUCUGGUGAUCCUGGUUCGGUGGUGCAGUGCCAUCUACUCUGGGCUGUCUUUUUGGCUCUGCUGAGAAAACUCUCUGACUUUGGCUCCUGGUCUCUUAGGUUUUGUGUUUGUGUGGUGGGUGCUGUUUUGCUUUGUGUGGUUUUUUUUUCUUCCCCUAGACAAACACUGUAUGGUCUAUCUCACCAUAUUUCCUCCAAAUUACUAGUCUCCUGCUAAAUUCAAGAUGUGUUUCAUUUUUAGAGGAUGUAGGGAAAUUACAGAAAUUGGUUUUGCUGUUUAAAUAACAUUAUUUGGUGGUGUAGAGAGAACGCAAAGAUACAGCGUAAUUUUACGUAUGCCUUAAAAGCACAUCGGUAAAGCAUGUCUAAUGACUUGACAUUUGAACCAGAAUUUCAAAACAUCCCUACAGUUGCUCUAUAAUGCUGUUAUUUUUACAUACAAAAACAUUUCCUUUAGGUUGAACAAUAAAAAUCAAUUAAAUAGAUUUUUACAGCUUCUACAGUCAUUUUCAGUGCUCCUGCAGGUGGGUUGAAAUGCCACAAGGGAAUUGAGUUUACUAUGAAAAAAAACCCCAAAACACUGUCUUUCAGCUUACCUUGUGUUUUAAGAGACUCUUUUAGUGAUCAAGUUUGAUUUAUGUCUUUUUAAAAAUGCAAGGGCUUGUGCAGAAACUGUUUUCAAAUGAGAGUCCCUCAGACUCUGAAAUGUUAAUAUUAUGAUUUUUAAGCAUUUAUACUGACAUUUCCACACAGGGUAGUAUUGAUUUCCCUUGCUGACAGAAGAAAAGGUCAGUGUUCACAGAAGUGAUGCUGCCAUCUGCAAUACUUUGAAGUGGUGAUCAGAUGGUUCUUUUUUUUUUUUUCGGAGAUGUUGGAAAGACUAUUACCUGCUGCACGUGUGUGCUGUUUUCCAUCUGUUACAGUUAUUUCCAGUGGCUUUAAUUUGCAAAAUCCUACUUUUAUCUGUCUUGCCAUCCUCUGUCCUGUCUCCUCUCCUUGUCCCUGCCUGGGCAGAGCAGAGCGCCGGAUGGGAGCAGCGGGGAGGAGAAGUCCCGCUCCCCGGUGUGAUUUUCUUUUCUUAGAGAGAGGUUGUUCAUUGAGAGCAGGUUAACUCUGUUGAAAAUGACUUUAAACGAGGUCCUUUUUCCAGCCCACUGGGGCUACAGCGCCUGUGCUGUGCUGCGAAAAGGCAGAGCCAGCAAUUCCUCCCCCCGCAGUGAUGUGCACUUGAACGCGUUGCUCAGUUGCACCAAAUCUGACGGCGUAAACUGAACCCGACUCCACGCAGCCAGGGAAACAUGGUCGCGGUCAAAGGCACAAUAAGCAAUAGUACAAUAGUCCUCAUUGCACGUUGUGGUAGAAACAGGAUGCGUGCUGCUCUGGUUGUUUGGAUUUUUAAGGUGUAAAUGUCUUAAAAUGAUACUAGUUUGUGCUCUAGGCUGGAGUUGUGCUUGGGAAAUUUUGUGAUUAUUCAAAUACUUCUUUAUUUAAAGCUGACAUAGAAGAGUGUUCCGUGGCAUUCAAAUAAAGAUUUUACAUGGAGGCUAAAGCUAUAGUUCCUAUUUGAUAGAUAUUUUGGGCAUAACAUUUAUAAUGGUUUUACUGUUCCAAAUACUGUGGCCAGAGGAACGUGUACAUUCAGCUCUCAGAAGCAGUAGGGCAGUCUUGGUUUUCAGUAUGCCAGAGACAGGAGGGAAUACUUUCAUUUGAAAUAAAUUAAGUAAGAAAGUUGUCUUUAUUUUAAGUGCUUUCAGGUAGAAGACUAAUCAAAAUUCAUCUGUAAAUGAUUGUGAUAGUAUAAUAAUUUAUCUAGAUGCAUCUGCAGAGAAUUAAUUCCUUCGGUUUACUUAGUACACUGAAAGCAUGACUGUAUUUGUCCAUACCUGUAUGUGCAUGAUAUCAUGUUCAACAGUGAUUCCCCAAAAAAUGCAGGAAAGGUUAUUUUUAAAAAGGCAAUUUAUUCGAUUACAUACAAUUUUGUGAAUGUCAUUGUCCCCAGAUACUUGCAGUCAGGAAUGAGAAAUUCAUCUUUUGUCUCUCUGACAGAUGCCACCUCACUUUUAAAGUUUAGACAUUUUGUGUCUGUAUCACCCUUUCUUUAUAGACAACUGCAAUUGAAAGUGUUUCAUUCUCUUGUUUUUCUUUAUUAAUGUGCUUUUUUUUUCUCAUGAGUCAGCAGUGAGGUUUACAGUGGCAGGAAUUUAGAGUCAUAACAAGGAAGAUGUCAAGUCAGCAUCAGGAAAGCUUGUGCCAGAAACAUCCCAUCCCAUGUUAUGAACGCUGUGCUCCAGGGGAAACCUCCAUCUUCUCAAAUGUGGUUUUCUGAUGUGUGUGUGAGAGAGAGAAAAAUAAAGUGCUUUUCCAAACAA
Molecule: messenger RNA, 9985 nt
Organism: Columba livia (rock pigeon)
Lineage: Eukaryota; Metazoa; Chordata; Aves; Columbiformes; Columbidae
Gene: ZBED1
Product: zinc finger BED-type containing 1
Exons: 2
Coding region: 1503-3590 (695 amino acids)
Biological process (GO): regulation of transcription by RNA polymerase II
Cellular component (GO): nucleus
Molecular function (GO): protein dimerization activity; DNA binding
Source: RefSeq, a predicted model, not a curated record